This is a messenger RNA of Oryctolagus cuniculus (rabbit), 3455 nucleotides long. It is a transcript of the gene ARL1, whose product is annotated as ARF like GTPase 1. The record is from RefSeq and is a predicted model, not a curated record. NCBI's taxonomy places the organism in Eukaryota, Metazoa, Chordata, Mammalia, Lagomorpha, Leporidae. Gene Ontology annotation, molecular function: GTPase activity; GTP binding.
AGUCGCGGUGGCCCCGUUGCGCCCGCCCCCUCCAGGAGUCCGACGUGGAAGUUCCUGGCGCCGCAGGCUUGCGUGGAAAACGCCUGAGAGCGGCAAACCGAGGCCCAGGCGAGCGGAGGCGGCGCCGCCGAGGCUGGACUAGAAGUCGCUGCUGAAGCUGGGGCCUGUCUCGAACGACCGGCGAGUACAGACAGGCGGUUCAUCAUGGGUGGCUUUUUCUCAAGUAUUUUUUCCAGUCUUUUUGGAACCCGGGAAAUGAGGAUUUUAAUUUUGGGACUAGAUGGAGCAGGAAAAACCACAAUUUUGUAUAGAUUACAGGUUGGAGAAGUCGUUACCACUAUUCCUACCAUCGGAUUUAAUGUAGAGACAGUGACGUACAAAAACCUUAAAUUCCAAGUCUGGGAUUUAGGAGGACAGACAAGUAUCAGGCCAUACUGGAGAUGUUACUAUUCAAACACAGAUGCAGUCAUUUAUGUAGUGGACAGUUGUGACCGAGACCGAAUUGGAAUUUCCAAAUCAGAAUUAGUUGCUAUGUUGGAGGAAGAAGAGCUGAGAAAAGCCAUUUUAGUGGUGUUUGCAAAUAAGCAGGACAUGGAGCAGGCCAUGACUCCCUCAGAGAUGGCAAAUUCACUUGGGUUACCUGCCUUAAAGGAUCGAAAGUGGCAGAUAUUCAAAACGUCAGCAACCAAAGGCACUGGCCUGGAUGAGGCCAUGGAAUGGUUAGUUGAAACAUUAAAAAGCAGACAGUAAUUCAUUCACAGCAGGUCCUCUGAAAUGAAGGCUACGUCACCUAUCUCUGGAAACAGUCAAGUGUGCCUCACACUACUAAGUGUUUUAACUGUAUGAUUGUUGGCACACCCUGAACUGACUGCGAUGUUUGUAAUAAACGUAAAUAAUAAGUAUUUGGUUGGAAGGGUAACUUGAUUGAAUCACUUGGAGUUCUGUAUAAUGUAAAAUAUUCUUUCCUUGCUUUCAUGUGUUAAGAUAUAUAUUCUGUUUGUAUGGAAUUCUUAUUCAGAUAGAGUCCUAUUAAAUACACUCUUGUUGGGGGAAAAAUCCUCCUAUUUUUGAAUUAGUGGUUGCAGCUUGUUUGUGUAAACACUAACAAAUAAACUCAGAUUUUUUCCCCCUUAAAAUGAAUUAAGUCUACCCAAAAAUGAUAAGAUUAAGUAGGUGUGGGACAUAGGCUGUAUUAUAGUCUUCAUUUGCUUAACUGACGACUUGAAGCUGUUUUGUUUAAAAGCUUUUGAUUAUGGGCAUGAAUAUUAUUUUGGUGGUGGACUUAUCUGUAAUUGUCAUUUUAUAGUACUUUAUAGUUAGAAAAGUUCACCCACAUUGACCUUGUGGAUUUGUACAGGAACACUGGGAAGCAGGUGGGAUGGGUUGCAUUGUCUUCAGUGUGGAUAUGUGGACCCAGGGUUCUGAUAGAUUGGCUUGUUAAAGGCCACCUGCUAGUAAGUUGAGAAUAGGGCUUUAAGUAAGACUUUUAGGUCGGAAACUUGGGUCGUAAGUUAUAGUACGUAGUCCUAAAAAUGUCAACAUUGACAAAACAACCUAACUCUUAAAUAAAAUUAUGCUAAAGUAGUCACAGUAUAUUCUAAACAAUGUCUACAUUACUUGUCCAUACUAGCAGAAGUGAUGCAUAUUAAAGCAUAAAAUUCAUAUUAAAGGAAAUGUUUUUAAAAAAUCUAUUUAAGCAGCAUUUUAAAAGAUGCCUUUACUGUGUUUCAUUCCUUUUACCUGUGAUUGGACAUGUAAAUUUGGUUAAAAGUCAAAAUCUUACUGGUUCUAUAGGAGAAAAUUACACAUUCUUGUUUUUCAAGAUUGCUUUCGGGGCUGGCAUUGUGGUGCAGCUGGUUAAGCCUCUGCCUCCAAUGCCAGCAUCCCAUGUGGGCACUGGUUCGAGUCUUACCUGUUCCACCUUUGAUCCAGUUCCCUGCUGAUAUGCCUGGGAAAGCAGUGGAACCUGCCACCCACAGGGGAGACCUGGGUAAAUUUUCUUUGCUAAUGGCUUCCGCCUGACCCAGCCCUGGCCAUCUGGGGAUAAACCAGCAGAUGGAAGCUCUUUCACUCUCUGUUUCUCCCUCAGACUGUAAUUUUGCCUUUCAAAUUGGGCCUUCUGCUAGGCUAUGAGUUUAAAAAACAAUUUAUGUAUUAAGGAACUUUCCAAACUACCAAGUCCACUCCAUUGCAGGAUCAGCUACAGUGUGACAAGAGUAAAUAUAGUCCUGAGGAAUUACUGAAGGGGGGGUAAGUUUUUUUUUUUUUUCUUUCUUUUUCAUUCUGGACAACCAGCAUUUCAAAAAUUAAUGCUGGUAAAGAGAAUAAUUGCAUUGUGCCCCGCAAAUCUCAGGAACACUAGUAGUUCAUUUCCUGGCUCUCACUGUCCUUGUGGAUGGGGCAUUCUCUCUGCUCAAAUGAAAGCAGCUUUCUCUUUUCAUCUGUGGGAUUCCAAGAAAACUCCUUGCCCAAUCCCCAGCACCCAUUCCUGAUUUGGUCUUUUUUUUUGAAAGCUGCUUCCUGUGGGCACUAGAAUUUUCAGUACAACUACUACUCUUGAUUUCAGACUUUCUCAUUAUGUCAUCAGUGUCCGGAAUAGUAUAGUGGCUGGCACAUUAGGGGCAUUUAAGGGUGUGUUCACAACUGACAGGAUGUGUAUUUGUCAGCUAGAAAGAUAGUACCGCUACAAUAUAUACUUGCAUUCCUUCUGGUCAGUGGCACAGGCUAGAACAGGCUAGAUCAUGAAAACAAGCUCACUUAUGAGCAACAAAGUAGCACUCCCUAGCAAGUCAGGAGCACUGAAAAAUCACAAGUAUAGGGAAGUAAGGACUUGGCAGGCAGGCAGAUGCACUCCCUGAAGGCACAUGGCUUUUGCUCUCUUGAAUUGUAAGGGCAUGCAGCUGUCCCAGAGGUCAGGACUUGGAUGAUCCUGAUCCUUCUGGUUUGUCACAAAGUAUUGGAUGGGAUAGCAUGUACAUUUAUUUAAUGGAGUUUAAAUUAUAAGGUCUUUGUCUAGCAGAAAACAGCUGCAUAGGUAGGUUACCAGGAUUUGAAUGCUGAUAUUUAACAAAAGCAAGGCAAAAAGGAAAUCUGAAUACUGUUUUGUGAGAAGACUGAAAAUGAGAAAGGCACCAAACUUGGUAUUAGAACAUGAAUUCUGGGUUUAAAUGCUCACCACUUCAGCUUUUCUGUAAAACAAGACCUGGAGAAAUGAUACCAAAGGUUUUGUUGAGUGAGCUCUAACAUUUUAUAACUCUGGUUGGUAGCUGUACUGUGUCAUGUGAUUAUGCUAUAAAGGGGAAGUGGCAGAAUUGUUAUCUGAAUACCUGAGAUGCACUUUAACCAUGGAAAUGUAAACUGUGAGGGCAGGGGCCAUCUUAUUUACUGUUAGUGUCCCUGGCAUCUAACGUGGUGUACCUGGCACAAAGUAAAUCAAUAAAUAUGAAUUAAAAACA